GUAGCCACACCCCUCACUUACGCUACGCGAGUCGAAUAUCUGGGUGGUUACUACGUUCUUGCUCCCCAAACGAGAGAAUGGACGCACUGAAGCUAUUGAAAGAAGAGGCUAACAGAAAAAGGAAAGUCAUUCAGGAGGCGGCGGCAUCAAAGGGCAAGAAGUACAUGAAAAGAGGGGACCUUGAGGCGCUGCAGAUGGGGGAGAGGAGAGGGGAGGGGGGAGUAAGGAGAUCAGAGAGGAGUUGGGGGAGGGGAGUGGGGUAGUGGUGAGUCCGACUACCCCAACUCCGGCCACUCCGGGGGAUGAUAACCCCAUCUUUGCCAUCCCGAGAGCCGAGAUUAAGACGUGCGAUACUAUCGCCCAUCCUCUCUCAGAACAUUCUAGAACAUGUGUUUCUUGUCUUGCGUGGCUAGACACAUUGGCUGCCUAACACUAUAGCAGACCACAGGUGAUUCGAAGGCUCCGCGAAAGAGGAGGGCCAAUCAGAUUGUUUGGUGAGACGGACAAAGACAGUGUGUCUUAGACUCAGGCAAAUAGAGAUUUUGGCUCCUGAAGUGAACAAAGGUCUGAGGAAUGACCUGAAAGAUGCUAUGGAUAAAGUGGACCAGGAAUACCUCACAGAGAUAGCCAUGCAACAGGGAGAUGAUGGAGCAGAAGGAGCUGAACUACGAGUCAGAGAUGACGGAACUACUCUCGAUGACAUCAUGAAAGUCUGGUCUGGGUUUGGCAGCUCUCCAACUGAUGCCCAGAGACAAGAACUCUGCCUCAAGACCUUCAUAUUCAUGCUAAAGGAGUGGGCAGCCGAACUAAAUGCCAGACCCAUGACCGAGAAACGCAGCUACCAGGGUAAGUUGGACAGUGCCACAUUCAAACAGACUGAGACUUAUCUGCAGCCACUCUUCAAGAAGCUCAGGAAGAAGUCCAUAGCAGCAGACAUCCUGUCAUUCCUGGCAGACAUUUGUGGGAACAUCCUGGAGAGGGAAUACGUGAAGGCCAACGGCAUCUACCUCCAGAUGGCCAUUGGGAACGCCCCGUGGCCCAUCGGUGUGACUAUGGUGGGUAUCCACGCCCGGACGGGGAGGGAGAAGAUCUUCUCCCAGCAGAUUGCCCACGUACUCAACGAUGAGACUCAGAGGAAAUAUAUUCAGGGAGUGAAGCGACUGAUGACAUUCUGCCAGAGAAAGUACAGCACUGUCCCCUCAAAUGUGUGGAAUACAUCAAACCAAGAGCUAGCUAGUCUACAACCCCUCUCUCUCCUCUAUCCCUUAUCCCUCUCUAAUGUCCACCCAAGAAAGAACAUAUAUACAGCUUCAUCUUUUCGUGGUUGAACAGAGUGCAUCAUUCAUUGUCCCGUCUUUCAUUUUGUGUCUUGUUCAUGUUUGGAAGUGGAAUAUUGAGCCAAUUUUUGCAUGGCUGGUAAUAAUGCAUUGAAGCUUACAUUUUACAAGAGUUGGUUCUGAACCCACGAAAUCUUGUGCGACUGAUGAAUAGAAAUUGGCUGAGGAUAAAAAAUGAUGACGUGUCAAAGUUGAUAGUUUCUGAACUUGCUGACUCUUUUUCCUCCUCCUCCACUCCUCCUGAACUGUCGCAGCGCUUCACAUGGUUGCUCUCUCCCUCCUCCACUCUCUCCCCUCUCAACCCCCUCACCAUUCUCCGCCGUGCGGCUCUAGUGACGCCACACGGCGCGCGCCCCCACCCCAGU
Molecule: messenger RNA, 1702 nt
Organism: Geodia barretti
Lineage: Eukaryota; Metazoa; Porifera; Demospongiae; Tetractinellida; Geodiidae
Source: the annotation of a GenBank genome assembly